CGCCCCCUGGACCUGUAGCUCCGCACUUACUUCCUGUUUCACCUCAAUUACUUUUAGAAGUUUGGACUCACGCAACAGAUUGAGAAUGAGCGAGUGCUGGAAAGACGUGUUGUUACAAAUUAACUUGGGUUCAUAAAAUGGCGUUGGUUCGAGGGAUUCUCUACAAGUCUGUUCUUUAUCUUACGAGCUAGACCGUGUUUCCUGCCCCUCCAGAAAAGCUCCCCUACAGCGGGACCCUACUCAGCAUCAUGCCCGAAGUGUCGAAGAUGAAGAAGCCCGACGUCAAGGUGGUUCUCCUGGGAGACAUGAACGUGGGGAAGACGUCGCUGCUCCACAGGUACACGGAGAGGAAGUUCAAAGACACCAUCAGCACGGUUGGAGGGGCGUUUUUCCUCAAACAGUGGGGACCGUACAACAUCUCCAUAUGGGACACAGCUGGUCGUGAACAGUUCCACGGAUUGGGCUCGAUGUACUGCCGAGGUGCAGCCGCCAUCAUCCUCACUUAUGAUGUAACCAACUGGCAGAGCCUGGCUGAGCUGGAGGAGCGCUUCCUGUCGCUGACAGACACCGCUAACCACGACUGUAUAUACGCCAUAGUGGGCAACAAGGUGGAUCUCACAGACCAGAAAGCCCAGCUGUCCCUGGACUCAGAUGUGGAGUCUGAGGACAGAACUGAGAGUGAGGGGAAGAGAACAGAACCACAUGUCUUGUCUGCUUGUCCCACGCCUCCUGCCUCCCCUGCGUCCCUCUCUGGGGUGAUGAUCCAAAAACAGGUCACAACUGAGGAUGCAGCAGCUCUUUAUGGGAGGGUACUCCGCUACAAAGGCCUGGAGGAAACCAGCAGCCUGCCUGCAGAGAAGAUGUGCUUCGAGACGAGUGCCAAGACGGGCUACAACGUGGACACUCUGUUUGAGACACUGUUCGACCUGGUGCUGCCUUCAAUCCUGAGGAAGAGGAAUGAGAACCAGGAGUCUCCCACAGUGGACCUGGAGGAUUUCAGGGGGGGCAAUAACAAGCGGGCUAGAUCUUCCUGCUGCUAGUAUCCUGCAGAGGAAACAAGCAGAGACUCGUUUUUUUAUGAAGAACAAUCAACACCAAAUACAUACUGUGACGGUACUACUUAUGUGCUCUGACUGAGACCCCACAGCAUCAGUUACCUCAGAGUGCUCACUCUUAACACAAACACACAUUCUUGAUUCUGUGAAGGCAGCCAGAAUACGCAGCUAGCUCUAUACUCAUAGUGUCCAGUGACAUUUGAAGUGUUUGUAGGUAAGGAAGGGUAAUAAUAAAUGUGUUUGCAGUGGGUAGAAACAUUUCACCUAGAUGACUGAAGCUGCACUUGCCACCCCUGAGGUGUUACCAGGGGAUAAAAUGAACACACUUAAAAUGUCAAACACUGCUAUGUGCUCAUGUUUAAGAACUAGAACCACACAUUUUAACAGUGCUACUAGUUAGCGGGUCGGCUGAUUGGACUGAUUUUGUUCUGUUUGUUCUUUAAGGUUUCAUAGAACACACUUUUUUUUUUCUCAUGCUGAAAAGAGUUGUUUAUAUUUCAUUAAAAUAUAUGGAACUUUGCAAUGAAUGUAAAUAAUAAAUCACCCUGAUUAAUUUUUAAGUACAUGUGCAUCUCAAUAAAUAAGAAAUUUGUGAAAGUAUUUUUUUGUAAUUUAAUUAACCCUCCUGUUAUGUUGCAGGUCAAAUUGACUCAUUUUAAAGUUUAAAAAAAAAAAAUGUUGAAAGUAUUUUCCGCUGUGAAACUUCUUCUGCUUGGCUUAACAGAGAAAAUGGAAAUGGUUAAUUUCACACAUUUGCAAAACCCUCCUGCAUGAUUAUAUUACAUAGAUACUGUUUGUGGGUCUACUUGUUUCUUUGCAACGGUGUGACAUAUUUCACCCCAAUCAAUUUGUAAUGUAAAUAAAGCAAGUUUUUACAUGAA
Notolabrus celidotus (New Zealand spotty) is the source of this 1936-nucleotide messenger RNA. RefSeq names its product RAB20, member RAS oncogene family (gene rab20). The record is from RefSeq and is a predicted model, not a curated record. Lineage: Eukaryota; Metazoa; Chordata; Actinopteri; Labriformes; Labridae. Gene Ontology annotation, cellular component: endomembrane system. Gene Ontology annotation, biological process: intracellular protein transport. The transcript has 2 exons. Bases 249 to 1040 code for a protein of 263 amino acids. Gene Ontology annotation, molecular function: GTPase activity; GTP binding.